Messenger RNA from Neogale vison (American mink), 2640 nucleotides. RefSeq names its product spermatogenesis-associated protein 31D1-like. The record is from RefSeq and is a predicted model, not a curated record. The transcript has a single exon. The coding region runs from base 1 to 2640 and encodes 879 amino acids. Lineage: Eukaryota; Metazoa; Chordata; Mammalia; Carnivora; Mustelidae.
AUGGCCGCCUCCCCUUGUUCUGGUCCUGGCUGCAGUUUUGUACCUCCUGUCUCCUGCAGCCCCCUCGGCCGGCAUCAUGAUACCAUCCACUUUCGUCAACUGUUAUGUCCAGACCCCUCCUGUGAGGUAUGUAAUAGCACAACUGCUGAGAUCAAUCGGCUGCUGUUCCUGCAGACUCUGGAAGAUUCUACUUCCUUGGCUUCCACAGCUCCUGUGACUUCUUCAUCGUUCACUCUCUCCACUGACUUCUCAGCAGUCCCUCCAGGAGAGCUAAUACCAGCUUCGCUGCCUGAGUCUUCCCCACCACCUGCCUCCAUCUUCUCACCUAACCCAGUGAUCCCUGUGGCUAAUUUCUUUCCACCCUCACCACCGGGUGAUUCUUUGCCACCAGAGCCCUUUCCUCCCUUGGAUUCCAAAUUCCCAAUAGACCAUUUCCCAGCCCAGCCCCCUGCCUUUCCACCUCCUGUCCCACCCCAUCAUGCCCAUUCAGUGGACCGUAGCGUCCAAACAGAGACAGUGUUUCUAAAUACCCUUUCCCAAGAUGUCAGCCCCUUACCGGAGUUGUCCCAGAGGGUGAAUCCUACUGAGACCUUUGCUCGUCAUCACGCACCACCAAACCAGUCUGCAUCACCACCGCCAGACUGCAAUUUAAGUGUGACGCGAUCUAAACCAAUUUCCAAAUUAAGGAAGGGUGUUCAAGAGAGCUCACCCCCACAGAGCUCUGGUAGGUUGUCUACUUGUAUCACAGCAAGCAGAGGCAUGGACCCCUCCAGCUUGUCAAUUUUAGACCUCCCUCCGUGGCAAACUCAUGCCAAAGGCUUCUUCCCUUCAACCCUGGCUCCACGUGAUUUCCAUCAAGCCCUCCCUUCUUCGGAGGCUUCUCCCAGGGGAGACCCUGUAGCCAACCUUGUCGAGCCUGGUAACCUCUCACUUCUCAGCCCUGAUGCCCUGGCACUUCUAGAGAAACAAGUGCAAAACAGGAGUGACUUUCUCAGGGGCAAGGAAACAAGGCGAUCUUUCCCAAACCAAACUGAUGCUUUCUGGAGCAGCAAAGGCCAGUCCAAGGAGCUGCCAAUGCAGCAGCAGCGCCCAUAUCCUACCACCUUGGAAAAGGGCCAUUUACAGCAAACCCCCAUCCAGUUCUUUUGGGGUCUCCAAACUCCGCAUCGUGAGUCCUUCUUCCCUGCUGCUGAUGCCUCAGAUAACAUCUCGAAUGCCUCCCCAGAGCAGGAGUCCCCAGGAGUUCCCCAUCCACUUCCUCCAUCCUUGCCUGAGAACCCGCCUCAACUCCUGCCUCAAACCCAGCCCCUACCUAUCUCUCAUGUCCAGCCCCAGGCCCACCUUCAAUCCCCACUCCCAAUCCGGCCAUCUGGUCCUCUAGCCGACAUCAGCAUCUGUGGAGUGUGUUUUCACAGACCUCACAAUGAAUCCGACAGUCUCACGUCAAGAGAAAUUCAACACCUGGAAUGGAACAUGUUGCAGAAGGUACAGAAACGUGUGUGGGGUUUACCCACUAUAGUCCAAAGAUCCCAGGAGGACUAUGGUCCUUCUGCGUCUAACCCUUGUUUCAGCCACAAGGCCACCAAGGCCCCAGUUGUAAGCUCUGUCACUCCUGGGCAGUUUCCUCUGAAUGAAGAGCUUCGGAGGAAACUAGAGCAUCACCUUCAUAAGAGGCUCAUCCUACACCAGAGGGGCCUGCCCCGCAGGAUCUAUGACUCUGUAGCACUGACUCUUCCACAGCUACCUGAGUCUCAGCGCCAUGGUGGACGCUCGGGGAUCUCUAACAGUCCGAUCAGGAGGAGUAUGACCAAAAGUGUCUAUGUGGAGCUUCCCGAAUUUAUUCUACAGGACAGUUCCUGCAAAGAUGACCUGGAGAAGGAUCAGGGACACAACCCAGAGAAUAAUAUGGGGUAUGGUUCUGAACAAAAACAGAGGAGCCAAUCCGUCAAAAGCUCCAUGGUAUCUGUGGAUACUACGGGACAGAGACAGCUUGAAAAUGCCGUGAAGACUGUGCAUAAUUCAUGGCUCUCCGUGGAGCAGACACCACUUGUUUCUGAGAAAUCCCAGAAUGAAACAAAACAGGAAAGUUUGCCACCAUCACAGGGUGAGGACGACUCCCUGAAUACUUUCCAGGAGCUUCCCCUUGUUACACCUACGGCAGCACAGACGCUGGAAGACCACAUUAAAAGGCUUAAUAAGAGGGUGACUUGGGGCCUUCCCCCUAGGGUCCUUGAAUCCAUUCAGUGCUUUAAAUCAAAAGAGUCCACAUACUCCGUUGCAAGCUUGAAAUCUCUCCGUGGACACAAAGCAGGAACAGCCAAUUCAGCCCCCAUCCCCGAUCAUCCUCUCCCUGCCACCUCAACUGUGGGCAGGGAGGAACAAAGAAUUCUCAGGCCACCAGCCACUAAUAUCACCCAUCAGACUCCUACAUCUGUCAAACGUGACUCCAUAGGCAACAGAUGGCCCCCAAGUCCACCUAGAAGGCAAGGUGCGUUCAGACGGCCCCAAAAACUGCCUAUAAGGCAAGGUGUGCUCAGAUGGGAGCCAAAGGUCAAAAGUGCAAAUGCUGAUGCCGGAAGAGGACAGGAACAAGGCAUAAAGGGGAAGAAUACAGAACCUGGUGGUGUGCCCACAGAGUAA